AGCAGGAAGCAGCAGUGAACAGCAGUGGCAAAAGCGUUUUUUUUGGGUCCAGAAGGUCAAGCUGUUUAGCCGAAAAAUCAAUGAGUUGGUAAAAAAGAAGCAAAAAAAAAGUAUCCUGCGACAGCAUUAGCAAAAGCGAUGAAAUUUUGUAAUUAACAAAAGUUUGCAUAUUUCCGCCUGCAAAAUCAAUAUUCAGUCAACGUUUUUGGACGGCAGCUGGCCAACACAGGUCACAGGUCAUAUAUAUCCUGCUAAGCAGUAGGCUUUUGCGUAACCAAGCAAAAUAGUCGUAAACUACGCGUAGAGUGUAAGAAUAGCACAAAAAUUACCAAGUAACCGAAAAGUAAGUUUCAGAAACCCAAAAAAAUUGUCAAUGCUAAAAUGUCGUCGUCGCCAUCGUCGUCAUCACAACACUCAUAUGGCCUGACAGCGAAUAAUAUUCCUAGCGAAUAUCAGCCCUUUGGCGGAUCAGCCGGCAUUGUGGCCAGCGGCAGCAGCGGCGGUCAGCAGCAAGAGCAGCAAUCUAGCAAAUCGAGGCGCCACCAGCAACAGCAGCAGCAGCAGCAGAAGAAACAGCAUCAGCAGGAAACCGAAGAUGCUCUCGAAUAUUUCAUCAAGUUUCCAAAGCCGACAGCUGACAACGAUUUUGUGCUAAUCAGUGGCAACGAGGAACAUAAUAAUGUCCCGAUUGUAAUGCUACUGGGCUGGGCGGGCUGCCAGGAUCGCUACCUGAUGAAGUAUUCCAAUAUCUACGAGGAGAGAGGCCUGAUAACUGUUCGGUAUACGGCGCCAGUGGAUACGCUUUUCUGGAAGCGCAGUGAAAUGAUACCCAUUGGCGAGAAGAUACUGAAGCUGAUUCAGGACAUGAACUUUGAUGCGCAUCCGUUGAUCUUUCACAUAUUCUCCAAUGGCGGCGCCUAUCUCUAUCAGCACAUCAAUCUGGCGGUGAGGAAGCAUAAAUCCCCAUUGCAGGUGCGAGGCGUUAUUUUUGACUCGGCGCCUGGCGAGCGUCGGAUGCUUGGCUUAUAUCGUGCCAUAACCGCCAUUUAUGGUAAAGAGAAGCGCUGCAAUUGCAUAACAGCAUUUGCCAUAACCCUGACCCUGAGCAUUAUGUGGUUUGUGGAGGAAACAUUUGUGGCCUUUAAAAAUUUGUUUGUCAAGUCAACGCCAUUGCAUGCAAGUCCAUUUUGUGAGCUAAAGAAUGAGACGAACAAAUAUCCGCAGCUAUUUCUCUACUCCAAAGGCGAUGUGGUUAUACCCUAUAGAGAUGUGGAGAAGUUUAUACGAUUGCGACGCGAUCAGGGCAUCGAUGUGUCGUCGGUUUGUUUUGAAGAUGCGGAGCAUGUCAAAAUCUAUACCAAAUAUCCUGUACAAUAUGUGCAGUGCGUGUGUAGUUUUAUCAGGAACUGUAUGACAGUUCCUGCCUAUCAGCUGGCCGAUGGCGAUGUUAUCGAUUCCGAUUCCAAAGAGCAGCGGCAACAACAACAACAGCAGGAACAGAAUCAGCAAGGAGCCAAUUUCAAAUAUGAUUAGAUUUUAGUUUUGAGCUAACAGCGCUCUCGCUAGGAAAGGAUAACGCAUCAAACGUAUGUGAUAGGCAGCACAACUAAACUAAAAUAUAACUACAAACACAAAGAAAAAACUAACUAUUUGCAACAUAAUAUUCGAAGAAAACUUAAGAAAUUAUAAAAGUAAUUAUUGAACAUAAAAUUUAUUGCAAGCGAUCGCAUGGCGUCCGCUGCCGCUUUAAUGUAGAAACGAAUUUAAGAGUUACUCAAUCUAAAUGUGCAUUCUUAUAUUUUUCUCCCUUUCCCUUGCAAAAAUGCACAGAGCGCAAAUAAAAUAAAAAAGUAUCAAAAUAAA
This is a messenger RNA of Drosophila grimshawi, 1863 nucleotides long. Its product is annotated as transmembrane protein 53. Lineage: Eukaryota; Metazoa; Arthropoda; Insecta; Diptera; Drosophilidae. The coding region runs from base 382 to 1533 and encodes 383 amino acids. The record is from RefSeq and is a predicted model, not a curated record. The transcript is spliced from 3 exons.